Leptopilina boulardi is the source of this 956-nucleotide messenger RNA. RefSeq lists its product as uncharacterized. NCBI's taxonomy places the organism in Eukaryota, Metazoa, Arthropoda, Insecta, Hymenoptera, Figitidae. Gene Ontology annotation, biological process: response to oxidative stress. The record is from RefSeq and is a predicted model, not a curated record. The transcript is spliced from 7 exons. Bases 177 to 806 code for a protein of 209 amino acids. Gene Ontology annotation, molecular function: glutathione peroxidase activity.
AUUAAUUUGUGAAGAGAAAUUAUGCCGGUCUUUUGAUCAUGCGCAAGGCGUAGAAUAUUGUCAGAGUGAGUUUCGUUUUCGGAUAAGUUACGUCUACUUUUCAAACAGCGAAUAUUUUCAAAGUUGAAUUGAAAUAGCGGUAUACUAAAAGGAUCCAAAAAAAAGUCGGUGAGAAUAUGAGUAUUAAAUCUUUAAUUCGCACACCUCUGAUAUUUAUAAACUCAUACAUUGGAAUCAGAAGUUUUGCAACAGUUUCAGGAUUUUCAAUUUUGCUCUGGUACUAUUUUGCAACAAUGAGUGGAAAUGAUGAUUUUAAAAGUGCAACAUCAAUUUACGAUUUUACGGCAAAAUCAAUUAAAGGAGAAGAUGUUCCCUUAUCAAAAUAUAAGGGACAUGUUUGUUUAAUUGUGAAUGUGGCAUCAAAAUGUGGACUGACAAAAACUAAUUAUAAAGAACUUAAUGAGCUUUAUGAUAAAUUUGCAGAAUCCGAAGGAUUGCGUAUACUAGCUUUUCCUUGCAAUCAAUUUAAUGGCCAGGAACCUGGUACUGCUGAUGAUAUUUGCAGUUUUGCUGAUCGAGAAAAGGUGAAAUUCGAUUUAUUCGAAAAAAUUGAUGUUAAUGGAGAUAACACUCAUCCUUUGUGGAAAUAUCUAAAAAAGGAACAAGGUGGCACUUUGGGCAGUUUUAUCAAAUGGAAUUUCACAAAAUUCAUUGUGAAUAAAGAAGGAAAAGUUGUAGAAAGACAUGGACCUAAUGUGGAUCCUAAUAAUUUGGAGCCUAGUCUCCGAAAAUAUUUCGAUAUGUAAAAUCCUUCAUUUUUAUAACGCACAAAAUUCAAUACGAAAUUGAAAACAACUAUUUUUUAAAAAAUAAUUGAAUAUUAAUAUUUUCACUUAUACACGUUUGUAAUGUAUAAUUAUUAACAUUAUAAAAAUUAAAGUUGAUUAGGAUUUAUA